This is a messenger RNA of Trichoplax adhaerens, 612 nucleotides long. RefSeq names its product TATA-binding protein. The record is from RefSeq and is a predicted model, not a curated record. Gene Ontology annotation, molecular function: DNA binding; RNA polymerase II general transcription initiation factor activity. NCBI's taxonomy places the organism in Eukaryota, Metazoa, Placozoa, Uniplacotomia, Trichoplacea, Trichoplacidae. The coding region runs from base 1 to 612 and encodes 203 amino acids. Gene Ontology annotation, biological process: DNA-templated transcription initiation. The transcript has 7 exons.
AUGCAACCUCCAUCAACGCCUGCUGCUAUUCCAUCUAUUGGGCCAGGAACGCCAGCUACAGCUGAAGCUGCUUCAAUACUUCCACAGUUACAAAAUAUUGUAUCGACAGUUAACUUAGGAUGCAGAUUGGAAUUACAAAGAAUUGCAUUGCAUGCCAGAAACGCCGAAUAUAAUCCAAAGCGUUUUGCUGCUGUUAUUAUGAGAAUCAGAGAACCUAGGACCACCGCGUUAAUAUUUAGUUCUGGCAAGAUGGUAUGCACUGGUGCAAAGAGUGAAGAGCAGUCCCGCUUAGCUGCUCGAAAAUAUGCACGAGUUAUUCAAAAACUAGGAUUCCCGGCUAAGUUUACCGAAUUUAGAAUCCAGAAUAUGGUUGGUAGCUGCGAUGUUAAAUUUCCGAUUCGUUUAGAGGGACUAGUUCUGGCUCACGGGCAGUUCUCAAGCUACGAACCAGAGUUAUUUCCGGGAUUAAUUUAUCGGAUGGUCAAGCCGAGGAUCGUGUUGUUGAUAUUCGUUUCAGGCAAAGUUGUUCUUACUGGGGCCAAAGUACGGGAUGAGAUCUAUGAAGCUUUCGAUAACAUAUACCCAAUACUUAAGGGUUUUAGAAAGACGUAA